GGCAGCGGCGGCGGCGGAGGAGGAGGCGGUGGUGGAGGAGGCGCGCGGCCUGGAGGAGGAGGAUGGAGGAGCAGCCGAAAGAGGGCGAGGCCGAGGUCGCGGAGCACUGGUUCUCCAAGUGGGAGCGCCAGUGCUUGGACGAGGCCGAGCAGGACGAGCAGCUGCCCUCAGAGCUGCCGGAGGAGGCGGCCGCCGAGGCGGCAGGGCUCAAGAGCGAGCAGCAGAGGCUCUGGCACCUCUUCCAGAUCUCGGCCACCGCGGUGGCCCAGCUCUACAAAGAUUCCGGGUGCCAACAGCCAGGACUGUCUAUGUGGGACCCCUUCCAGAAUGCAGCCAUGGCCGUGACCAGCCUCUACAAAGAGAGUGGAGAUGCCCACCAACGAAGUUUUGACCUGGGAGUCCAGGUUGGCUACCAGCGUCGCAUCAAAGAUGUGCUGGAGUGGGUGAAGAAGGGCCGGAGCACCAUUCGCCGCGAAGACCUGAUUAGCUUCCUAUGUGGCAAAGUGCCCCCUGCCCCUCCCCCGCCGCGCACCCCUAGGAUGACCCCGAAGCCACCCUCUGGGGCCGCUAGCCAAGCUGCGGCCACCGAGUCCAGCUCUUCGGUUGACGUCGACCUGCAGCCUUUCCACGAGGCCAUUGCCCUGCAUGGCCUCAAUGGCGCCAUGGCGAGCAUCAGCGUGCGAUCUGGCGCGCCUGGUUCCCCACCUCAAGACAGCGGUAUGGCCAGCAGUGGGCGACGAAAAAGUAGUUUCCUCGAGGAUGACCUGAACCCCUUUGGCUCCGAAGAACUAGCCCUCCACCUGGACAGUGGGGGGAUCCGCAAGCGCACUUCGGCCCAGUUCGGUGAUGGUAUCACAGACUCCCCGUCCCACAAGCGCAACCGAAUGGUCUAAACUGCCUCGAUGGUCUCCAUCCACCAUAUUGCUUGAGAGCCAACUCGACCUUCAAUUGCUCGUGGGAGGAUCCUGGAGGCCAUCCUUCUUCUCUAAGUUAAACAAAGAUUUCUAUUAAGUUUACCAUAAAGAAACUUUAAAAGUAUUCCAGAAGAGGCCUCUCGUAUGACUCUGACUUUCCAAAAAUAUAAUUCUAUUAGAGUACAACAAAAAGUACGCAGUAGUUAGCAAGAUCAUUUAAAGCAAAAGUAUCCAGUCAGGGCGGGAGCCUGGUUUAUCUUGUUCACAGUUAUAUUCCUUAGCAUCUAGCUCAGUUGCUGGUGCUCAAUAAAUGUUUGUUGAAUGAA
Marmota flaviventris (yellow-bellied marmot) is the source of this 1240-nucleotide messenger RNA. It is a transcript of the gene Hapstr2, whose product is annotated as HUWE1 associated protein modifying stress responses 2. The record is from RefSeq and is a predicted model, not a curated record. Lineage: Eukaryota; Metazoa; Chordata; Mammalia; Rodentia; Sciuridae.